Messenger RNA from Lithohypha guttulata, 624 nucleotides. RefSeq lists its product as uncharacterized. Lineage: Eukaryota; Fungi; Ascomycota; Eurotiomycetes; Chaetothyriales; Trichomeriaceae. Gene Ontology annotation, molecular function: transmembrane transporter activity. The record is from RefSeq and is a predicted model, not a curated record. Gene Ontology annotation, biological process: transmembrane transport. The coding region runs from base 1 to 624 and encodes 207 amino acids. The transcript is spliced from 2 exons. Gene Ontology annotation, cellular component: membrane.
AUGCCUGAACCUGACGAGCAAGAGAAGGCCGCAUUACGUAAUGAGAUCGUUAAUCGAUGGGGCCAACCAAGGAUCCUCUACUUUACCAUCUUCCUCAACUCUAUCGCUGCAGCAAUCCAAGGCUGGGACCAGACUCGUUCCAAUGGCGCCAACUUAUCUUUUCCAAACGCUGUUGGUAUCGAUGAAGGCCCCGACGGGCCGUGUGUUGCUGCCGCGCUGGCUGAAUGUCUGACCCGCUCAAUCAUUGGUUCGGCCGACACACCACAAUCUUUCAUUGCCGCCAUCUUUUCCCUACUUGCGCCGAUUGGUAUGGUCGUCACUCAGAACUGGCAACAGCUUCUUGUUGUGCGUAUCCUGCUUGGUCUCGGCAUGGGUCUGAAGGAAGUGACAGUCCCGGUCUUCUCAGCCGAGGUAGCUCCAACAAUGAUUCGUGGCGGUCUAGUCAUGUCCUGGCAGGUUUGGACAGCUUUUGGCAUCCUCCUCGGAACCUCCGCCAACUUAGCAGUGAAAGAUACUGGGGCUAUAUCGUGGAGGUUGCAGUUGGGCUCUGCUUUUAUUCCAGCAGUCCCGCUUGUCUUGGGCAUCUGGCAUCGUCAUGAGCGGACAACAGAUGUGUGGAAGUAA